AUUAUUGAUGCAAUAACCAUUAUCCUGAAAUGGACGAGGAAGCACAAGGCGAGGAAGGGCACGAUUUAGAGCCUCAUCACGAUGACGAGGAUUUGGGGUUGACAGAAAUGGAUUCGGAACAUCAUUUGGAGCCCGAACACGAGAAUGAUGAUAACACACCCACAGACAUUGUCACCGGAAAUCACGUGGAAGAAUACGAAGAAGAGAACGAUUUGGAGUCCCAUCACGAUGACGAGGAUUUGGAGCUGACAGAAACUGAUUCGGAGCAUCAUCUCGAGCACGAACACGGGGAUGAUGAUAACACACCCACAGAAACUGGCACCGAACAUCACAUGGAACCCGAGAACGAUGAUAAAGGUUCGUCGUUGAAUGAAACUGACACGAAUCCAGCCGAAUCCCCGGGCGAUGACGAAGAGUUGUCGUCGCCGAGAGACAUUGACUCUGACUUGAACAAAUCAGAUUCCUUGCCAAGUCUACCGGACUCAGAACAACAAUCAUUUCCAACAGAAGAAACAAAUGAUAAUUCAUACCAGGCAGCUCAAAAUGGUGACAGACACAUGCAACCAUCGCAAUCGGUGAAACAAGAACGUGGCAUCGCCAACGCCUUACCGGACGACUUCGAUCUCCUUGCUGAAUACGAUGAUGAUUCUGUAGCGAGCUCUCAAGAUGCUACUAAACUCACCUGGUCAGCAGCCCAAAUCGCUUUUCUCAUCUCUGCCCCUCUUUUCUUCGUUGGGCUUGCUCUGGUGAUCAUGGGGGCGAUCAACUUUCCACCGACUUUCAACCUCUUAACCAUCGGUAUCCCAGUGUUCAUCAUUGCUUUGAUUGUGUUUAUUGGUAGUACUGCAUAUCUAUGCUUCUAUAAAGCAAACAAGAUGAAGUUAUUUGAAUUCGGAGGUGACAUGGAAGGGACCGGGGAGAUUGCUGGAGUGGGUAAUAUGGUUUACACUCAUGAUGACGAAACAAUGGUACCUAACUCGGCUUAUGAUGACCACGAUCAGGAGAUGAUGCCGUCUCAUCAGGGAGGAGACGAUAUGACCCUCAGUCAAGAUGGGGUGACCAUGCAGCCUUCUACGAUGGUUUAUACAACAGAGGACCAGGGAGAGAGCCUGCCUUUAUAAAAAAAAAAACAGAGAAAAUGAAGAAAGCUCGUUAUUCAAAGCACAACUGAUUAUACAUGUACAUGUUGUAGAUGUAUAGACAAACUGUAAACUGCAUAGAACAAUUCAUGUGAUUUUCACUACGGUCAGAAUAUUUUUUUUUUAAAUAAAUAUGUCAAUAAACACAAUGUUUACAUGUUUAGAGUGGUGUCUAUACAGCACAUUGUCAACAUGUGUCAUUAGUAAUGGCUUUCCGACCUAAAUGUA
Strongylocentrotus purpuratus (purple sea urchin) is the source of this 1367-nucleotide messenger RNA. Its product is annotated as RNA polymerase-associated protein LEO1-like. The transcript is spliced from 2 exons. NCBI's taxonomy places the organism in Eukaryota, Metazoa, Echinodermata, Echinoidea, Camarodonta, Strongylocentrotidae. The coding region runs from base 30 to 1121 and encodes 363 amino acids. The record is from RefSeq and is a predicted model, not a curated record.